UAUGGUCCCAUGUGGUAGACUUCAGGGUGGACUUUUAAAUGGGGAAAGAAAGAAAGGCAUAUGCCAUAAUAACAGUUUAAUUAACAGACUACAUAUUGAAGAAUUCCAUAUUUCCAUGAUAAUUCAUGGAGAUAGGUACGGUACUUCGCACGUUACUGGGUCCCACGCUGUCUUUACUUCUUUCAUCUAAAUACCGUACGAAUCUCGCAUCCAUUUCACUCAAAUUCCGUAAGAUCGAAACAAACAAAUAUAGUUUUAUCAUCUUUUGAUCUCUCCUAACAAAAAUGGUUCAAAAAAAAUGACUAGACAAUGUUCUUCCUUACUCCUCACUCUCUUAACCGAUGACCUCCUAGCUCGAAUCCACUCCCACCUCCUAGACCCCAAAGAUCGCAAAUCGUUUGGACAAGCAUGUAUCGUCUUCCAUCGCAUCGAUUCAUUGUCUCGAACCCGCCUUCAGCCACUCCACCCGUCAAUCAUUCUAUCUCUCCUACAUAAACUCCCCUCGGUCCAUACGCUCGACCUCUCCCUCUGCCCGCGCAUCGACGAUUCCUUCGCCUUCGCCAUCUGCCCGUUUCUACGCCAUCGUUGUGUGAGGACCCUUUCGCUUAGCCGUGCGUCAGGCCUCACAUAUGCGGGGCUCGAGAAUCUCGUACGCUCUUGCGAGAAGCUCGAGGCCCUCGAUGUGUCGUACUGGUGCAGGAGGUUCGGGGAUAGGGAAGCUCUCGCGAUGUCGUGCGCUUCAGGGUUGAAGGAGGUUAUUUUGGAUAAGUGUUUGAAGGUCGGUGAUGUUGGGUUAGCGCAUAUUGCGGUUGGGUGCGUUGGAUUACAAAGUGUGAGCUUGAAAUGGUGCUUGGAGAUUACUGAUCUUGGGAUUGGUCUUCUUGCUACCAAGUGUUUGGGUUUGAAAUUCCUCGAUGUAUCUUCCCUCAAGAUAACGAGUCAGUCGUUGCAUUCGAUUGCGGUGCUACAAGAGCUGGAGAGUUUGAUAAUGGUGGGAUGUGUUUUGGUGGAUGAUUCAGGGUUGCAUUCGCUUGGAAAUGGUUGCCCUUCACUUAAGGUAGUAGAUAUGUCAAGGUGUGAUCGUGUUACUUCUGCUGGCUUAUGUUCAUUGGUUAGAGGACAUCGUCAACUGCAACAGCUGAAUGCAAGUCAUUGUCUGGUCGACCUCACAUCUGAUCUUCUUUGUGCAUUGAAGAACUUAAAACACCUAAAUGUAUUCAAAGUCGAUGGAGCUCGAGUUUCUCAUGCUACUUUCCAAACUAUUACGAAAAAUUUCACAUCUCUCGUCGAAAUCGGACUAAGUAAAUGCAUAGGACUAAGGGACAUUUACAUCAUACGACUAGUAACAGGCUGCUGCAACUUAAGAUCCCUUAAUCUUUCAUGCUGUGAUACUGUCACUGACGACGCGAUUGCAGCAAUCGCAGGCUCAUGUAGGAAACUGCAGUGCCUGAAGCUGGAGUCUUGUGCUUCUGUCACUGAAAAGAAUAUGAAAUUGCUUGGUUAUUCUUGUGCUCAUCUUCAGGAGCUUGAUCUUACGGAUUGCUGUGGAAUAAAUGAUACUGCUCUUGGUUUCUUGUCUAGGUGUACAGAACUCCAAUUCUUAAAGUUAGGCCUUUGUGAGAAUAUAUCAGACAAUGGAUUGUUCUAUAUUGCUUCCAACUGUAUGAAGAUAUCUGAACUCGAUUUAUACCGAUGCCCAAAUAUUGGAGAUGAAGGAAUGGCUGCAUUGUCAAAUGGGUGCAAGAAAUUGAAGAAGCUCAACAUCUCAUAUUGCAACAGUUUGACUGACAAAGGAAUGGAGUACAUCGGUAGACUAGAGGAGUUGUACGUCCUCGAGAUGCGCGCUCUAAUGAAUGUCACUGGUGUUGGCUUGCAAGCCGUUGCGGCUGGGUGCACGGUAUUGUCGGUGUUAGAUCUAAAGCAUUGCGUGAACAUUCAAGAUGCAGGUUUCUGGGCUCUUGCCAACUACUGCAAGAACCUGCGCGAGAUAAAUAUUGGCCAUUGUGUCAUUUCCGAUACCGCCUUAUGGAUGUUGCUGAGUAAACUUACAUGCCUCCAAGAUGCAAAUCUGGUUCCCCUAACUAAUGUAUCAGCAAGAGGAUUGGAGCUAGCUCUUAGGGCAUGUUGUAUCCAACUUAAAAAGCUCAAAUUAGUUGGUUCUUUUAAAACCUCCCUUUCCCAUGAGUUACUUCAGUUUUUGUGGCUAAAAGGAUGUAAAAUUAGAUGGGAUUAGAAAUAUAUAUAUUAAUUUAGCUUUCA
Beta vulgaris subsp. vulgaris (sugar beet) is the source of this 2259-nucleotide messenger RNA. RefSeq names its product F-box/LRR-repeat protein 3. The record is from RefSeq and is a predicted model, not a curated record. Gene Ontology annotation, biological process: SCF-dependent proteasomal ubiquitin-dependent protein catabolic process. Bases 299 to 2233 code for a protein of 644 amino acids. The transcript has 7 exons. Gene Ontology annotation, molecular function: protein binding. Lineage: Eukaryota; Viridiplantae; Streptophyta; Magnoliopsida; Caryophyllales; Amaranthaceae. Gene Ontology annotation, cellular component: SCF ubiquitin ligase complex.